Messenger RNA from Amoebophrya sp. A120, 6156 nucleotides. The record is from the annotation of a GenBank genome assembly. NCBI's taxonomy places the organism in Eukaryota, Dinophyceae, Syndiniales, Amoebophryaceae.
AGUUCUCUCAUCCAGCACGAAGACGGCCACAGUUCUUGCACAGAUGAACUUGAACAUGUAGGAAAAAGUCAAAAUGGACGCUGCGCGCCAGCUAAUCGCCCGCGAGCUGCAACAGCUCUUGCAGCAAACCGCAGCCUCUUCCAGCAGCUUUAUCAACUGUAAAAAUGUCUGGGUCUGGAAGAGUGCCAGACUUGUCAUGCAGGUUUUCCAUGCCCCAUGAGGUCUGGCAUGUAGGACAUAGCAUGACAGAUUCUGUGCGAGUUCCAUCAUGCCUAUCCUGCAUGAGAAAUUGCCUCUUGAGUAGGUCAAAAGUGGACAGCUUUUGGUAAGCAUGCAACACAGAUUUUUGCAUGCUUCAGAUUUAGCAUGACAAAUUGCAUUCUUCCAGACCCAGACAUUUUUACAUUUCAUAAGCUUACAAAACCAACAAAACUACCUACUCCCAAAUUACGAGCAGCAAAACACUCUCCCCGCUUUAGCCGAACUCUCUAGUGACCCGGAGUUUCAGCUGAAGCUGCAAAAAUGCUUGCAGAUCACAACCAACACGGUGGAUGAGCUCGUGGACAACCACGGGUUCUUGUCCGAUCUGUUGCUGUUAGUGAUCAAAAGUUUGAAGACGCUCCACGACGCGGCCGCUGGGACGAACUACAGUACUAUGCCGUCAACAAUGUUGUCGCCGGGUUCCAAAACGACCGCGAAAAUGCUGUACCUGUCCCUGUUCAACAUCCUCGCAACCACUUUCCAGUCGUUCAUUGGCCCCGCGUUUUCCACGCACGCCACCAUUGUGAAUCUGCUGUCCGCUGCCGGGGAGAAGUUGAACCAUCGCACGGUGGAAAUCAUGGCGUUCGACGCGAAAUCGGGGCGGUUUUGCGUCAAGGUUGAGAAGGGGGAUGUGGAUAAAAAACAGUGGAAGCGGAUAAAACCGGAGAAUUUGGUGAUGCUGAAGUCGGACUCGAAAGAUACAGUUACCCGACAGCUUGAAGGUGGCGCAGCAGGAGACCAUCUUCAAGACGGCUUUGCAAGUACUUCAAAAAACAGUAGGUAAUGUUUUUCGACGAACGUUUGACUUUGCGUUUUUCAUGUACUGUUUUUCUACUUUCUUCUUCAGUUGAUAGUGAUAGUCGCGGCGUCUGAUGACACGGUGGUCAUGGACCUCCAUGUUUUUUAGCUGCCCACACGUCGCUUCUGCCACCCAGUACUAUGUAGAGCACAAUCAAAACUUCACAGGUACUACUUCCCCUCCCCCGACCCAAGUGCACAUGCGCAAUCUGAUGGCCGUAAAUUGUCUGGAGUCCGUGUCUAUCCUGUGCAAAAGUAUCGUACUCGUACUAGUUGCAGGCAUGCAUUACAAAUUUCCAACCCAAGGCAAAACAGCAUGACAAAUUCCAUUUCUCAUGCUGGGCUAAUUUGUAUUGCAAUUACUACUAGUACGAAUACUUAUGCAAUUCAUAGUGUCCGAAAUUUUCGACUACCUGGUUACCGAUUUCCUGUUAGGCCAAGAAGACGGGCUUAGCCAGCAGGUUUGCUUCGCGAUGUACCGGGCAGUUCUGUUCACAACCGCAUCCGCGACGGCCGGAGCUGCUGGUGGGUUAUGGAUUGCAAAAGCAUCGUACUCGCAUAAAUGCAUUACAAAUUUUCUCAGCGUGAGAAAUAAAAUUUGUAAUGCGGAUUGGACUUAACAAAAAGAUUAAGAUUUGUGAUGCAUGAUUGCAAUACGAAUGCGAUGCUUUUGCACAGGAUAUAGGUCGACGACCUCCACCGCAGCGAACAAAAUGUCAUCCACUGACUUAUUCGAACUGUGCAACAACAGCGUCCCGGUCUUGAUUUCCUUCGCCAGGAACGUUUUGUCCGCUGGAAACGAAUUUGCGCAGAAACAAAGCACCAGUGCAAUAAAUCACCACUACCAUCCCCAACAGAUGCUCCACCUCUCCAUUCUGCACCCCAUCGCGCACUGCCUCUGGACGGACAACUACGUUCUACUAGCGGCUGCGGGGGUUGCCGGCGGGAUAGAUUCCGACUACGAGAAUGACGCGAUUUCGAAUGCGGCGCAACAGCAUCAGUUGAAAAAACUCGACGAUCUCCCGAUCGACCACGUGGAAAGGUUUCAUGCCGAGCUCGCCAUGGCCUUCGUCGACGCGGAUUUUUUGCCGUUAGUGAUCCAGAUCGUCAAUUUAUGACAGGGCACAACUCCUACUUCUCCUCCUCAUUUGCAUGGCAUAAACAGCAAUACAAGCAUCGGGAAGAACGCAGGUUUUGCAUGACAGAUUUAUCCAGGGGUUUUUUCGUAGUUGGGACUGUGUCAUAGUAGGAUGAUUUACCGCUUUUUUACUUUUCUUUUCUCCCUUGACGCUAGUGUUUAGGUUUGCACACAACGUUAUCCCUACCCAGAUAGCAACAAAUGCUCACGCCGCAGCCGUCCCAGGAGCUUUUAUUUUGUUGUUGUCUCUCGGUAGUGAUCACUUUGUCCAAACUUAUUCUACCUAGAGUUUGUCGAGUAAGUGGCUACCGUUUUAAGGUUUAGAGAACGACAGGGACGCCCAGCCCUUUUUAGCUUCCCAACAUGACAGAUUUACCCAGGACUGUAUUGGUGUUUGAGCUGUCAGAAUCUGUCAUGCAAAAAGUGCCAACAAGAGGCAAAGGGUGGACUUGGUAUUUUGCAUGACAAACGAGGAGGAGGUGGAGUUGUGCACUGUCAUAAAAUUCUACCGCCCAAACCGUGAAUUCCACCUUCGGCGGGAAAGGCGGCGCUUACGAGAGCAGUCAAAAGUCCAAAAUCACUGUGCAGGUCUUAAUAUCCUGUGCAAAAGUAUCGCACUCGUAGUAAUUGCAGUUAUGCAAUACAAAUCUUUUUCCUAAGGCUAAUCCGCAUUACAAAUUCCAUUCCUAAUGCUGCGGAAAUUUGUAUAUGCAAUUUAUACUAGAACUAGUACGAUACUUUUGCAAUGCAUACUUAACCGCAGGCGGAUCCAUUCUCGGCUUUUUGGCCCGGAGAUCCGUCCACGAUCUGACGAUUCGGCGGCAUCUACAGCUCCACGGUAGGCAGUUUGUGACGCAAGUGAUCACGAACGUGUUGGAGUUCUUGUGGAAAGAGCAAAACCAGAACCACGCAUCCGCUCCGUCUAUCGCAAUCACGGUUCAACAAUUGAUUAUCCUCCUGGACGGGUUGUGCUUGCUGAAGAAAAUCCUACCACACCUAGUGAAUUCCGCGGAAUUGGUAUCGAAGAAAGAAACAUUCGUAUAGUGUAACUUUGUGAUGCACAACAUGCGCACUGAUUGCGGCUGUCAUGCUGGGCGUGCAUUGUAAGGGAAACUCAAGUACUAGCGCGUUUUCACGUACUCGUACCAUCUGCGCAUGACAGGUUUUCGCUCUGACUCCAGACAGAUUUGUAAUGCUGUUCUCCCGAAAAAGUUACACCUACAAUCUUUUUUUUUGGAUAAUUGGCGCAUUUGUCCACAAACGACAAUUUCUGCAACUUAGCGUGGGGCAUCCCCGAUUGGGUCCCCUACAUGGUGAGCACGCAGGAAUUUUACACCCCCGGAGCGUACAACCAGGGAAGUAGCUCUGUCACGACCGCACCCUUGUCCGGCGAGCUGGUCGCGAAGACCCUUUUCCUGAGUCUAUGCAAGAAAAAAACUGUGUAAGUGUAACUUUCUUUGAGGAACAGCAUCACAGAUUUGCUCUGCAUGACAGAGAAAACCUCUCAUGCGUAGCUAGUACGUGAAAACACUCACGAGAAGAACCUCUAACGCAUGUCCAGCAUGACAAGUGUAGGCGUUCUUGCGCAUCCUCUACCUCUGCAACACAAAUUUACACGCUACGCAGUUUUUUUCUUGGAUAGAGUCUCAGCCCCCACCAAUACACGACGGAAUUAGAUAAAGGACAUGGUGGGGCGGCUUCCGGGGUACAACAUCAAUUGCAGCAGACGCAGGACUCUCCUCUGAUGCAGAAGCUCUUAGAAGUCGAGUCGCAGGCUUUGUUCGGAGUCUCGCCGGAGUACCAGGGGGUGAGUGCUGUGCGGUAUUGGACGACGUUGCGGAAGUACUUCUCUUCGAAUAGUAAUUCGACGAACUCUAUCAAAUGCAAAAAUGUCUGGGUCUGGAAGAAUGUGAACUUGUCAUGCAGAUUUUCCAUGACCCUAGAGGUCUGGAAUGCCGGGCCUAGCAUAACAGAGUCUGUGAGGUCUCUUUCAUGCCUAUCCGGCAUGAGAAACUCCCUCCCAACUUGGUCGAAAGUGGACAGCUUUUGACACUCAUGCAACACAGAUUUUUGCAUGAUUCGGAUUUAGCAUGACAAUUUGCAAUCUUCCAGACCCAGACACUUUUGCAAUUCGACGAACUCCCUGUACUUGGCGAUCUCGCAGAUACUCGAACAGCGGAAGCAAACUGGUGAGAUUUCCGGGCUCGGGGCGGAUUUUUCUUCCUCCGGGGGGCGGGAUCGGGAUGAAGAACAUGAGGGACCGAGGUAUACUAGGAAAGCAACACGCUUCUGCAGCUAUGCAAAGAAACCAGUGAAGACAUAUCCUAUCAUCGCAAUACUCACGUUCCUCUUAUUGUGUCAAAAGGAUUCGCAUCAGUUAUUACAUUAUUCAAUCAUGAAUAAAUUAUAUACCAGGUGGUGGCGCAACGACCCAGCUACGGAUCCGAUUCGCACCCUCCCAGCGCCUAUCUCCACUGUGGAUUACGAACAAGAAGCCUUCCCGUCGGAAGAGCAGCUUUUCGCGGAUCUAGGAACGUAUUAUGAGGAGCAGCAGGCUAUUUUGAUGUCCAUCAUGAUGUAUCCUGUGCAAAAGUAUCGUGCUCGCAUUGCAAUCAUGCAUUACGAAUUUUUUUAUUAAGGUAAAUCCGCACUAAAAAUUUUAUUUCUCCUGCUGAGGAAAGUUGUAAUGCAUUUAUACGAGUGCGAUACUUUUGCAAUGCAUAUCAUGGAGCAGCAGGAACGGGAUGAGCAGAGCGGGUUCCGCUACGACACAGGGGAAUACGACUACGGAUUCGGUGAUGUUUAUGGGAGUAUCAGGUUUGAAAUCGACAAAGUUGAAAUAACUUGUAAUGCAUAAAAUCGAUACCAGCUAGAAUCCCAAUUUUCAUGCGGCGCAUGAUAAAUUUCGGCACCGUCUAAAAAAUCCAGUUUGUCAUGCUGUUUGGGGACAGAAGGCGUCUUGUGUCAUGUUACUUUAGCAGCUCUAUCGUAGACCCCAAACAGGCUGACAGUCGGCCUCACUUGCCGUCCCUGCAAGAGAGGCACUCCAUGCCUUGCAAUUUCUGCGUGAGAAAUUAUUUCAACUUUGACGAUUUUAAUCCUGACGCUUCCAUAAUGUUUCCGCAAUCAUGGAGGCAACUACUCCUGGGGGAAUGGAAGGGCAGCUGUCAGAAGACGAAGAAGACGGUGAUGAAACGCUCUCCAGCAUUUUCGCACGCCCCAGUCCGAAGAAGGAGGCAUUUCAGCCGCCGGUGGCGCCACCUCCCGUGCAGCAGCAGGAACAAUCAACAACGCGACGACGAGAACAACCUCUCCCCGAGACCCAACUCAGCACAGAAACUGACGCCAACCCGCAGAAGAAGCAAGACCCCUCAGUUCCGCUCGGCCGGCUGGGCGCGCUGGAUUUGCCGAGCUUGAACCCGAACCAGAACAGGGGAAAAAUGCUUGCUGGGGCAGAGGGAAGUGAGAAGAAGUCGAAAAAGGAAAAGGGAUUAUCGCGGGAGAGGUUGAAGCAGAUUGGAAUACCGCUGAAUUUCCUGAAGCAACAAUCCGCAAUUUCGAACCUGAACGUCGAUGACUAUUCCCAUUUAUGCUGCGCGAUCGAUGGAAAAUUGAUGGGGGAACCGGUCCGGUGUACUUUACCAGAGAAGAAGCAUUUGGUAUUUGAGAAGUCGGUGUUGGAGUUGUGGUUCAAUCAGAUGGGGAAGGUUUGUCCCAUCACAGGGGAUUUGAUGGCCAUGACCGACUGCAAGCGGGAUAAGCAGCUGGAAUUGGAGAUCAAGCAGUUCGCUUCGAAAUGGAGGGAAGUAGCGGCAGCGGUUGGCGGUGCUGGCGGAAAUCAGCAAGCAGGAGCGCUUUCGAGUGGCCCCGGGCGUGAGAAGAGGAAAAAGAAGAAGAAACCUGAUGCUUCAGAGGAACAUCACCAACCGGACUUUCAUAGUUCGCCGGAUUUGAGCUGA